AGCCAAAAGAGUUUCCAUACCUUUGGAAGAUUUGAGGGCGCUCUAUGCAGGAGAAGUACAUCUCAAUAAAAUCAAAAAAUCAUCAGUUAAUUCCAAACGUUCAAGGGAAACUCCAACACCAUUACCAAAGGCAAAACUUGAAGUGUCAAGAGAUGGACAAACAAUUCAAUGUACUCCUUGUAACCAGCCACCACCGAACGUUGAAAUUGAACGUAUUGAUGACUGAAAAUAUCCCUCCACUAAUUAAUAUUGAGAUUGUAAACGAUGUGCCUGUCCACACAUCUCUGGUAUCAUCAGGUGAAAUCCUCGUGGAUACAGCACCAGUUAGGGCCCUAGUCGAUGAUCAACCAAGAUGCUCACAUGACAAUGCUCAAAAGCCAGCGGUAUCGAAACGAGUCCUGAGUGACAAUGUAUCCUAUGAAGGGGAGAUGGAGAUGAUGGAGAUACAUCAGCUGGAGAGAAUUAGGAAAAAACUUGAUGAAUUUAGAACUUUUGAAAAGUUCAAUUGGAAGAUCAUAUUAAGGAUUUUUUUUAUUGUUAUUUUACAUCGCUUCGACUUGGUUGAAAAGUAUGUUACGAUGAUGAUUAAGAUCUUAAAAUGGUUAGAUCUCACAAUUCAACCCGACCGGGGUUUAAACUGGGAAACCUUGCGCACGUGAGGCAACGACCUUACCCACUGCGCCCGGCUGCUGGGCUGAAAGUAAGGAUAUCCAAGUACUUUAGCUUCGUGACCUGAACACGUGAGGUGACAGUGAACAACUAUAUCCCCAGCUAUGAUAAGAGCACCGUCAACCAUCACAAUUCAGGUCAAGUCAAGAGGUCCAAUUCAAUCAACCCCAACGACAAGAGCCCUCGUAAUCCCAGCCCUAAGUGGACACAUCCUUCACAAUAUCAGAAACAGAAUCUCGGAACGUGAAAACAGCACAUCAGCUCUAUAUCAGUGGACAACCUUCAGAGGAUUGUCCAGUGCAUCUAUGGAAAAUUGAACCCCUCGAUGAAGAACGAGUUGUCGUGAUCGUGAUGCCAGAGAAAAUUUAAACCAAGUACAAUAGACGUUCCACCAAAUGUGAAGUUAUGAUUGGAAACGAUGGAAAAAAAUUUCUGGGGGCUGAUGACCAACAGUGGUAUUUCACCCCUUAAGGCCCAUAUUUCCUC
This is a messenger RNA of Diachasma alloeum, 1155 nucleotides long. RefSeq lists its product as uncharacterized. NCBI's taxonomy places the organism in Eukaryota, Metazoa, Arthropoda, Insecta, Hymenoptera, Braconidae. The coding region runs from base 45 to 659 and encodes 204 amino acids. The transcript has 6 exons. The record is from RefSeq and is a predicted model, not a curated record.